AUGGGUUUGGAAAAUAAUAGCCACCAACUUUUAUCCAAGAUUGCUACCAACAACAAACAUGGUGAAAAUUCUCCUUAUUUUGAUGGAUGGAAAGCUUAUGAAUCAAACCCAUUUCACCCCACAAAAAAUCCUCAAGGUGUUAUCCAAAUGGGCCUUGCUGAAAAUCAGCUCUCUCUUGAUUUGAUUGAAGAAUGGAUAAAGAAUAAUCCAAAAGCUUCAAUUUGUACUCCAGAAGGAGUGAAUGAAUUCAGAAAUAUUGCAAACUUUCAAGACUAUCAUGGAUUGCCAGAAUUUAGAAAUGCUGUGGCAAAUUUGAUGUCAAAAGUGAGAGGUGGAAGGGUGAGAUUUGAUCCUGACCGUUUAUUGAUGAGUGGAGGAGCAACUGGUGCAAAUGAGUUAAUAAUGUUCUGUUUGGCUGAUCCUGGUGAUGCUUUUUUGGUUCCUAGCCCUUAUUAUCCAGCAUUUGUCCGUGACUUGUGUUGGAGAACCGGUAUGCAACUAAUUCCAGUCCAAUGUCAUAGUUCAAACAAUUUCAUGAUAACAAGAGAAGCACUUGAAGAAGCUCAUAAAAAAGCACAAGAAGAAAACAUCAAAGUGAAAGGUUUAAUCAUAACAAAUCCAUCGAACCCUUUAGGAACAACAAUUGAAAAAGAAACACUAAAGAGCAUAGUGAGUUUCAUCAAUGAAAACAACCUUCAUUUAGUGUGUGACGAAAUCUACUCGGGCACCGUUUUCGACACUCCGAAAUUCGUAAGUGUCUCCGAAGUUAUCCAAGAAAUGGAAGACGUGAAAAAGGAUCUCAUUCAUAUCAUCUAUAGUUUAUCCAAAGACAUGGGACUACCGGGUUUUAGAGUUGGUUUAGUUUAUUCGUACAAUGACGAAGUUGUAAGCUGUGGUCGGAAAAUGUCAAGCUUCGGGUUAGUCUCGUCCCAGACACAACAUUUUCUAGCGGCAAUGCUGUCUGAUGACAAAUUCAUGGACAAGUUUUUAGCAGAGAGUUCAAGAAGGUUAAGGGAGCGGCGUGAGUUUUUCACAAAGGGACUCGAAAAGGUUAGCAUUACUUGCUUACCAAGUAAUGCGGGACUAUUCUUUUGGAUGAAUUUGAGAAGUUUGUUAAAAGAGAAAACAUUCGAAGGUGAAAUGAAGCUAUGGCGAUUGAUCAUCAAUGAGGUGAAACUUAAUGUUUCACCGGGUUCGGCUUUUGAAUGCUCUGAGCCAGGUUGGUACCGAGUUUGUUUUGCCAAUAUGGAUGAAGAAACCGUUGAAAUUGCAUUGAUGAGAAUUAGAGCAUUUGUUAAUGGAAGAGAGAAAGGGAAGAAAGUUGAAAUGAAACGUUGGAAGAGUAAUCUAAGACUUAGUUUUUCGUCAAGAAGGUUUGAAGAAAAUGUUAUGUCUCCUCAUUCACCAAUUCCUCAUUCACCACUGGUUCGAGCAACUUAA
Messenger RNA from Vicia faba (fava bean), 1440 nucleotides. Lineage: Eukaryota; Viridiplantae; Streptophyta; Magnoliopsida; Fabales; Fabaceae. The record is from the annotation of a GenBank genome assembly.